AUUACAAUUAAAAUCCAUCACCAAUCGAGAAGUUUCCUGCUAUUCAAUCUCUGCUAAAAACCAUAUCAAUAUAGAUGUCACUCUUCAGUGGUUGAUUAAGCAGGGUAAAGGACAAAAGUAGUAAUUUUUUUUUUCCUUCUUAUUCCCACCCUUUAAAUACAAUAAAAACGCGACACAACCAUAUUUUCCUUUUUUUUUUCUCUCUCUUUUUUUUUAAUCAAAUGACUGACGAACAAAAGAUAUCCAUUAAUAAAAAAUCUGACUAUGGAACUCUCGCAUCAAAUACAAAACCAUUAUCUUCUGGUAUCGAUCCGGGACAAGAAAGGCUAAAUCAACUAGGUUAUAAGCAGGAGUUACAAAGAAGAUUAUCCACAUUUGCAACAUUUGGUCUUGCAUUCUCGAAUAUUGGUAUACUAUCAAACACAUCUGCUACAUUUCAAACCGUACUGCAACGAGGUGGACCUGUGACGAUGCUUCUAAGCUGGAAUAUCGUAGCAGUUUUUAUGAUGUGUAUAGCGCUCUCGCUAGCCGAAAUAUGCUCCUUGUAUCCAACUAGCGGAGGUCUUUAUUAUUGGGUUUAUGAGUUGCUGAGUCGUCAUCCUAGUGGAAAAUCAAAGGCGCCGAUUGCGUAAGUUUCAACUAUUAGGCAGAUCACAACGUGAAAUGUGACAUAUUCUUUUUUUAUUUGAUAGGGCGUUUAUUACUGGUUGGACCUAUUCGUUAGCGAAU
Messenger RNA from Mucor mucedo, 729 nucleotides. RefSeq lists its product as uncharacterized. The coding region runs from base 222 to 632 and encodes 136 amino acids. Gene Ontology annotation, cellular component: membrane. NCBI's taxonomy places the organism in Eukaryota, Fungi, Mucoromycota, Mucoromycetes, Mucorales, Mucoraceae. The transcript has 5 exons. Gene Ontology annotation, molecular function: transmembrane transporter activity. Gene Ontology annotation, biological process: amino acid transport; transmembrane transport. The record is from RefSeq and is a predicted model, not a curated record.